Telopea speciosissima is the source of this 1849-nucleotide messenger RNA. Its product is annotated as pentatricopeptide repeat-containing protein At1g20300, mitochondrial-like. The coding region runs from base 26 to 1657 and encodes 543 amino acids. NCBI's taxonomy places the organism in Eukaryota, Viridiplantae, Streptophyta, Magnoliopsida, Proteales, Proteaceae. Gene Ontology annotation, molecular function: protein binding. The record is from RefSeq and is a predicted model, not a curated record. The transcript has a single exon.
CUCUCUCUGGACCAACAGAGUAGCCAUGGCUUUCAAGUCAAAGCUGUGCUUAUCCGCCUCGAUUCGGUCUCGCUUUUCUCUUGCUGGGUUGAGCUUCAGAUCAUAUUCUUCUUCCCUUUCUGCUUCUUCAUCAAUCCAAGAAUUCAAUCCUCAGUCUCAAGAAGAUGGAGAAGAGAAUAACAACACUGUUAAUAAUAGUCACAUCCAUAUUUCCCCUCAAGAAACCCUACUCGCAGAGAAAUUCCAUUUCCUAAUCAAAGAACACCACCGUAAAAACCCUAGCCCUAACCCUGUCCCUGCCCCACGAAGCCCUAACCUCAUCAUCUCUGCUCUCUCCCUCGAUUUCUCCCGAGCCUCCUCCGGAAACCCCAUUUCCCCUUCCGUGCUACAGCAUGUGAUUGAGAAAUGCGGUGGUGUCCGCCAUGGCAUACCUUUUCUGCAAACUUUGUCCUUCUUCAACUGGGCCACUGAUCGCCCUGAGUUUGUUCACUCCCCUGGACCUUACAACGAAAUGAUUGAUCUUGCAGGAAAAGUCCGGCAGUUUGAUAUCGCUUGGUACGUUAUCGAUCUGAUGAAGAGCCGAAAUGUCGAGAUUCCGAUUGAGACGUUCUCAAUCCUCGUUCGGAGAUACGUACGUGCUGGACUGGCUGCUGAGGCCGUUCACGCAUUUAAUCGGAUGGAGGAAUACGGUUGCACGCCUGAUCGAGUUGCGUUCUCCGUCGUGAUUAGCAUUCUCUGUAAGAAAAGAAGGGCAGAAGAAGCUCAGUCUUUUUACGACAACUUGAAGCAUAAAUUUGAGCCUGACGUGAUAAUAUACACAAGCUUGGUCCAUGGCUGGUGCCGGGCCGGUAAUAUUUCAGAAGCCGAGAGAGUGUUUGGUGAAAUGAAGGAAGCUGGAAUCCAGCCCAAUGUGUAUACCUACAGUAUAAUAAUCGAUGCAUUGUGUCGUUGUGGGCAAAUCACUCGAGCCCAUGAUGUGUUUGCGGAUAUGAUUGAUGCAGGAUGCGCGCCCAACUCUAUUACUUUUAAUAAUCUGAUGCGCAUCCAUGUCAAGGCUGGCCGGACGGAGAAGGUUUUGCAGGUGUAUAACCAGAUGAAGAGACUCUCUUGUCCACCUGACACGAUCACCUUCAACUUUCUUAUCGAGACUCACUGCCGUGAUGAGAAGGUUGAGGAAGCUGUGAAGGUUCUUAAUCAAAUGGCUAAGAACAAUUGUAGCCCAAAUGCUUCUUCAUUCUAUCCCAUAUUCACGUGUAUUUCGAAGCUGGGGGAUGUGAAUGCUGCUCACAGGAUGUACGCUAGGAUGAAGGAGUUGAAUUGCAAGCCCAACACCGUAACAUACAAUGUGUUGAUGCGGAUGUUUGCCGAAUCAAAAUCAAAGGAUAUGGUUCUUAAGCUGAAGAAGGAAAUGGAUGAGAACGAGGUUGAGCCUAAUGUGAACACUUACCGGGUAUUGAUCUCGAUGUUCUGUGGAAUGGGACACUGGCACCAAGCUUACAAGGUCUUCAAAGAGAUGGUUGAGGAGAAAUGCUUGAAACCAACCAUGCCAGUCUAUGAGAUGGUUCUUCAGCAACUCAGGAAGGCUGGGCAGAUAAAGAAGCACGAAGAAUUAGUUGAGAAAAUGGUGGAUAGGGGAUUUGUUACUCGUCCUUUAUGAGUGAUGAACUGAUGAUGAAGGUUGCUCUGCAUCGUUUAGCCAGAUGAGGCCUUUCUGGUUCCAUCUUCAUUUGUACCAUAUUAAUUUAUCUUAGACUUUUGAAUUGCGUCAUCCAGAGAGUAUUAUGUAUUUGUGCUCAUUGCACGCCAAAUUUUGGAAAUAUACAUACUUCCCUUGCCAUUCAAUAUUGUU